AUGGGUGGGACCAAAAUUCAUGAUUUUGCUCCUUCCUCCAAAUUCAUGGACUCUCCCAGAUCCAAGAAAAGGGCCAAAAGGCUUUACCAAGUUUGGCAAGGUCGAAAUAAAUUUACGUGCGGUGGGAGAUUGAUCUUUGGUCCUGAUGCAUCAUCCCUUUUUUUGACAAUCUUCCUGAUAGGGGGCCCUGCAUUAAUAUUCUGUAUCAAGAUGCUUGUGAGGAUUAAAGAAGUUGACUUCUUGUACGGGAAUAUUGUGUUGACUAUAGGAUUUUUCCUCACAGUUUUGGAUUUGAUUUUUCUCUUCAUGACAUCUGCAAGAAAUCCAGGAAUAGUUCCUAGGAGCUCAUGGCUCGCUGAAUGUGACGAAUCGUCUUAUUCCUCUUCAUCUGUAGAUUGGAUCAACGGUGCAAGUCCUGAUAUAAAAUUACCCAGAACAAAGGAUGUAUUUGUCAAUGGGCACAUAGUUAAAGUGAAGUACUGUGACACUUGUUUUUUAUAUCGUCCACCACGUGCAUCUCAUUGUUCAAUCUGCAACAAUUGUGUCCAGAGGUUUGAUCACCACUGUCCAUGGGUGGGGCAGUGUAUUGGACUUCGCAACUAUCGGACGUACAUAUUGUUUAUAUCGACAUCAACAAUCUUGUGUAUAUAUGUUUUCACAUUUACUUUAGUGAACAUACUCAAGGAACCAGGCAGCAUGUGGGGUAUCUUGUCGAGGGAUAUAAUGUCUGUCGUUCUAUUAGUGUACUGCUUCAUUGCUGUUUGGUUUGUAGGCGGCCUGAGUGUCUUCCAUUUCUAUCUUAUCUGCACCAACCAGACGACAUAUGAAAACUUCCGGUAUCGGUAUGAUAAAAAAGAAAAUCCAUAUAACGGAGGGACGAUAAAGAACCUCAAGGAAAUAUUUUUCUCUAAGACGGCUCCAUCUCUGGUAAAUUUCCGCAAAUGGGUGAUUGUGGAAGACGAAUCAAUUAUAGGAUCCAUGACAAAAAGAAUUGAAGGGGAUAUUUCGAACUCCAUGGGGAAGAAAGACCUGGACCCUGGUAUUAUUGGCAAGGAUGGUAAGCGGCAUAAUAUGGAUUAUAAUGGCAUUGACGACAGUUUGAAGAAGGGAAAUGGAGGAAAAGUUAUGCCUGACCCUUUCUUCCAUCCGGGUCAAGAAGAAAAACUUGCUACUGGAGAUGCUACUUUUGACAAUGAAGGGACUGAGGCUAGCUCCCAGAGAAAUUCAUCUGCAGUGCUUCAGAGGGUGAAGGUUUGA
Fraxinus pennsylvanica is the source of this 1257-nucleotide messenger RNA. NCBI's taxonomy places the organism in Eukaryota, Viridiplantae, Streptophyta, Magnoliopsida, Lamiales, Oleaceae. The record is from the annotation of a GenBank genome assembly.